GCACGUUGGGUCCCAGCAAAACUCCCGCUGGGGUAGCUGUCCACCACCUAAUUAGUGGCGAUGGUCAACAAAGGCCCUCUUUUCGCUAGAUGAGGAGCCGGCAUCCAAAUAAUCUUCUAUAACCUCUGAGUCUCCUUACAUAUACUUUGUAAUAUUCUUCAGGUGAAGGUGGUUGUCUGUUUGGCACCUAGCACGUGAUGAGCAUCAGUGCUCGGCGGCUAACGGUUCCAAUCUGGAACAACUGCCCCUCUCAGCCUGAUCCAACCAACAGAGGCUCAAUCACCAACAACGUUUCGCCUAAUCGCAGGCAAAACAGCAAUGUUUGCUCUCGUUUUAGCCGUCACUGAUGAAUAAAAUCAACCAAUACAUAUUAUCUAUUCAAGAUGGAUGUCUUCAAUGGGCUGACGGCCCUCGGCCGCUUUCUUGGCGGCGACAACCUCGCCUGCUGGGGCCCGCCUAUAAUGUUGGCUCUUCCAUCAUUGUUAUUCGUACCAUUAGCUAUCGCACGUUUGUUUGAGCUGUGCUUUGCAAAGCUCCACGUAACGAAGCGACAUACUUCAAGAGUACUCCCAAUGUUCAUGAUUAUCAUAUGGUUGUAUAUAAACGUCUUACAGAUAAUGCUAAAGGUAGGAGAUGGUAAAAUGAUAACUGCAUUUGACAUAAAUCCGGCUGCCGUUGUCAUUGGACCAUCAGCAAUCCUGGUGUUAAUUGUAUCUCUCAUCGAAGAGGUGCGCCAAGUCCGACCAUCAGCGCUGCUGACUGCAUAUCUGACUACUACAUCCAUUUUUGAAAUAUUUAUGUGUAUCUGGUGGUCAACGCCUUCAGUUUAUCCCACCAGUUGUUCACAGCAUUACAGUUUGCCCUACGGCACUGCCCUAGCUGGGAUUGGUAUCAAGUUGAUUGGUAUCAUCUUGACGCAACAGCCGUGGCUGUUCUGGGACGAAAUGGAGCGCAGGAUAGAAACCGCUACCGACUUCGUUAGCCUUGCUAUAUCGCACUGGAUGAGUCUAUCAAACUUAUCGGGAUAUGCUCCAGCCCAUCCUGACAACGGGGGAAAAUGGGCCGACUUCGACAUACCAGGCAUAUCUGGUUCGCUUAUUGAGGGAUACAACCUAUUUAAGCCACUAUCAAUCUCCCUCAGAGUGGUUGCGUACCUACUUUGGCACUUCGUGUUGUCAAUAUGGCCUCAUCUAUGUCUGCUGGCCCUGCAGGGAGCGCAAUACGUCUACGUGGUAGCUCUGUUGGAGCGACUAUACAAGAAACAGAUCAAGUAUGAGAAUGAAGGAAUCAUAUUCUCUAGCAUCUGUGCGAGUAUAUUUUUAUCGGUCGCUAUAUUUACAAGCUAUACUGGAUACUACAAUCGGCGUGCAGGGGCGCUGACCCGGGCGUUUCUCUCGCAGCUCAUCUUUGACAAGAUGACAACGUUGACGGCUACUACAACCGACAAUGCAAUCGCCAUGACUAUGUUGAGCACCGACGUGGUGGUUAUCGAAGAGGCUACUCGGGCUAUACAGACCACCUCGAUAAGCGUUAUCAAGGUCCUCCUUGCUGGCUGGGUAGGGUCAGAGUAUUUGACCCCAGCAUUCUUCAUCCCACUCGUCAUCUGUAUUUCUACGACUCUACUUUUUGCGCUUAUGAUUGGACUUCUCAAUUCCCGUGAGUUCCAGUGGUUCGGCAUGCUGCAAGAUCGUCUGCGGCUGACGAUUGAGACAAUCACCAACUUGCGCCCCCUGCGCCUACAAAUCACAUCUGAAGACUCGUCGCUAUAUAUCCAUGCUCUUCGCGAAGAUGAGAUUCACGUCGGGUCCAAGGGCCGCAAGACUAUGUACGCAGCAACUUCUAUGGGCUUUCUUCCGUCCCUUCUUCUGCCAUCUCUUACUUUCAUUUUCACACACAAGGUCGAAGACAUCACCAAUCUCUACGCUUCAGUUUUGGGUGUAGUGUCGGUUUUGUCACCUCUUGCUUCAUUAUACCAAUCAUUACCAGCCAUAAUUGGCGGAGUUAAUUCAUACAGGCGAAUACUGGUCUAUUUGAAGACUCCACCGCAAGCAUCGUACCGCACACCGCUGAGGGAGGAAAUUCAGCUGCCAUAUGCUGAAGUUGCCUUUGAUAUGCAUGAUGCAUCGUUUGGUUGGUCGCAGGACGAAAUGGUUUUGAAUGGACUAUGUGUAAAAAUCCCCCGUGGAUGCAUGACCAUGAUCGUUGGUCCCUGCGCAUCUGGCAAAUCAUCAUUAUGCACUGCACUGCUUGGUGAGAUACCAGUUGCUACUGGUAGCAUCAAAACACCUUUCCACGACAAACCCGCCUCCUACUGCGCGCAAUCGCCAUUUAUUAUGGAUGCUACAUUCCAAGAAAACAUUACCGGCUUCUCCAACUUCAAUCAAGAUCGAUACGAUGAGGCAGUCUGGGCUACUAUGCUCGAAGAUGAUGCCGCUCGCCUACCCUUGGGCCACGAUACCAUGGUGGGAGAUCAGACUGGCAUUCUCAGUACAGGGCUCAGGGCUCGUAUAUCUUUGGCUCGGGCUAUAUAUGCUGGCAACGAACUCGUCAUCCUGGACAACUCGCUAAACGGGGUGGACUUGGCUAUGGAAGAUGAAAUUUUCGCAAGAGUGUUUGGUCCAGAAGGUGUACUCACUGAACGAGGAUGCACUGUUAUAUUUGUCACACAUUGGAUGCACCAUGUUACAUCUGCAGACCACAUCAUUGCGCUGGGCGAUCAUGGAGUGAUUCAAGAGCAAGGCACUCUCAACCUGCUGCUAGAGCGAGGCGGAUACAUAUUCGAUAUGGCAGUGUCCUAUCGCACACCUCUACGAGUAAAGCAUGUUGAUUUGGCCAGCACUACGCGUUACUGGCCACGUGCGGGCAGGAGAAAGGUCGAAGUUUCCAAGGAAAAGCCGCAACCUAAGAAGAUAUAUCUGGAAAAUGAUACAUCAGACGUUGCCUCAUACUACUGGGAACCCGCCAACAAUGAUUGGGGUUUGGCAGUUUUUCUCCUUGCAUCUCUAUAUAUGCUCGCGGCGGCAUUUUGUGCCAUAUGGCUGUCUUUGUGGACAUAUCCUCACUUUAACGGCUCUAAAACCUUCUAUGUCUGCUACUAUGGAUUCAUACGAGGGGUUGAGCUAAUCCUCCUCGCCACCAUAUGUGCCAUGGUGGUAACCGGUAUGGCCUCGGCACCGAGCAGAGUCAUCCACAAACAGAUAAUCAAAACGCUUUGUCUAGCAUCGCCAAACUUUGUGGCAAAAUGCAAUAAAGGGGCUCUUUUAUCCUAUUUUGCCCAAGAUAUUGUCUUUGCGGAUAGGCUUCCAGCCCCUACAUUUGUCAAUAUGAUUAUCCACCUUUGUGUCCUCUUAGGAGCAAUGUCAGCUGCUGCUUAUCCUUCCCCUUGGGUGGUAUUUUGCUACCCCAUUGUUGUAUUCAUUCUGUAUCAAUUUCAAUUGAUGGUCCUAAGGGGUUUGAGAGUACUGCGACAGGGAGAGCUGCUAUCACGAGAUACGAUAUACACGCAGAUCCUUGAUGCGAAUAUCGGCCUGAGCACAAUACGGAGUACAGGAUGGAUUGGAGACCAAAGACGGCGCCACAAGAGCCUUGCCGAUGCAUCUCAACGCCUCACAUUCAUUGUGGCUCUCGCCCAGGAGUGGGCGCAAGGCGCAGCUAUACUUCUAGUAGGUAUAGUCUUCAUGGUGUUGUGUAUGACGGGUCUGCGGAUAAGAGACCAAUCGGGCUUUACAGCAACAUGUUUGAUUACAUUGGUAUGCGCCGUGGACAAUUUUCCCAACAUGUUCCAAUGUUUUUCAUCCGCCGAGGCUACCAUGGGAGGACUGCGACGACUGCUGGAAUUUGAGAACAAAGUGAAGCCUGAGAGUGAAGGGGAGACUAGCGACUACUCUGGGUAUAAUUGGCCCGCGGGCUCGGUCAAAAUCCAAUCCAUCUCGGCUUCUUACGCGACAACCACGGCCUCCAACCAACAGCCUGGCGACCCGCCAAUCCCUCUCGCCUUGAACAACCUAACACUGAAUGUCAACUCUGCAGAAAGGGUGGCUAUUACUGGCCCUUCUGGAAGUGGCAAAACGGCUUUGAUGCAUCUUUUACUACGAGUGCUAGACCCCUUACAGGGCGCACGCGAUGUCCGUGUAGAUGGCAAGCGGCUAUCACAGCUGAGGCGGGACAAGGCUCGGCGACAGAUCCUUGCGCUUCCAUUUGAGAAUGUAUUUCUACCCGGACGCCGGACCAUUCGGGAAAACAUGACGCUUAAUACGCGCCUUCGCGAUAAAGAUUCCGUGGAGGCGCUGAAACUUGUUGGUCUUGAGAAGUGGCUAGAAGAGAAUGGCGGGCUUGAUGCAGUAUUAAUGCCCUGGAAGCUUUCCAAGGGGCAGCAAACGCUGUUUGGCCUGGCACGCUUGGUGCUUGUACAGCGCCAAUUGGACGAUGGGUACCACUCCAUGAACGGGUUGCUCAUGCUAGAGGAAGUUGAUGCACAUCUAGACCAUGACUUGCGAAGGGUGCUGCGCAACCUAUUCCGGAGCCGGCUCCGACCCUGUACGCUUAUUCUGAUAAGCCAUCGUAUGGACUUGGCGCGAGAUAUUUGUAAUCGCGUCGUGGCUAUGGACCGUGGACGCGUUGUCAAGGAUGGAGACCUUGCUAGCAUGUGCCAAGCGCAUAAAGUAAAAGGGCCAUGCUUGGGCGAUGGGGCGUGAUAUCGGUAAUGGCCGUCGUUAUUAGAUAUAUAUAUCCUGCUCUAAGAGUAGAUGGAGAAUAUACCACUACCUUCCAAAAUUGAACGUUCUUUCUAUUUACCUCUUUUCUUUGUUACAUUCUUCUAAACAAUGCCGGAACAUAACUAGUGGUUCAAUUUUUACUAGGUUUGUUCUAGCCUCUUGCACCCACGGCUCAUCCUCAUCAAAGGCUGCGUCUGCCAUAAAGAUAGUUGUUGUCUCGUUUUGAGUGAUUGUUUGCAGGCUUCCAUACAAGGCCAGCCUUGUCUGCACAAAGUUUACCUGAAAGGACGUCUUGGCGCCACAUAUGUGCGAGGAGCAACCACUCCGCCGCACGUUUCCAUUCUCCCACUUGUAAACGAAAGUCGUCGCUGAGGACAUGUGUCAUUUCUUUUAUAGCAGCCGGAUCCUUUUCGUCUAGUAAGCAUUCCUGCAUUAGGGCUCCAUAGGCAUGUAGUUGCUUUUCGUCGGUAUAAGGCACUGUUUGUAUCGGGGCAUCACCGAGGAGUCCAAACAAGCCAGAUCGGCGCCCUUCCGAGUAUGGUAUAUGUAUGCUAAUGGAGGUGAAGACUGUGUAAAUAUGUGAGUCUGGUGGAACAAACUCCACAAUAUCUGCCGCUUCAAGAUUUCUGUUGGCAACAACUUUACCGGUUGACACAUGCGGUGUAUGAUACUUAAAGAAGGACGUAUAUAAGACGGGGAAUUCCGUCAUAAUACAUCCCAGAAAAGACGUCGCCAUGUUCUUGACCGCUGCCUCGUCAGAGAAUGAACUUAAUGGACCUUCUUCAUCCAAGCUGCCAAACUCUACAUAGCGAAGUCGAGUCCGGUUGAGAUGCAGCGUAUCCAAUUGCGGUUGCACCCACAUAGGAAAUCUUGGAUCGUACUGGUGGUCGAACUGUUGGAAGUGGCCAUAGUGCUUAGCCACUUGACGGGUUUCUUGGCAAACGGAUCCAAUAAUAGGCAUUGUAGCAUUGCGCACCAUCAUUCUCCAUGUAUUGCAAACCUGGCUCGUAGGCAGUUCUUCAUUGUAGUAUAGUUGGUCUACUUCAGAAACUCGUUGCGGUAAGCAUUGUUUCCGGAUCAUACACCUAAUUUCUGUUGGGAGCUGUGAGAACUGGGGGGAAUUUAAUAGAGGCUUUACUUUGUGGUGGUUCAUCUUCUUGUUAAAUUCGCAUUGUGUUUGUUCCAGUGGCCAUCUCGCCAUUUAUGUUCUUGUAUUCGACCAGUUUUUGUUCUCCUAGUCUGCAGUGGAUCGGCGCAACAAGCCACAGUGGCAGCCUGGUGCGGCUGUUUGGGGCUUCUCAUUCAG
Messenger RNA from [Torrubiella] hemipterigena, 6021 nucleotides. The record is from the annotation of a GenBank genome assembly. Lineage: Eukaryota; Fungi; Ascomycota; Sordariomycetes; Hypocreales; Clavicipitaceae.